Molecule: messenger RNA, 1333 nt
Organism: Helianthus annuus (common sunflower)
Lineage: Eukaryota; Viridiplantae; Streptophyta; Magnoliopsida; Asterales; Asteraceae
Product: 2-alkenal reductase (NADP(+)-dependent)
Exons: 6
Coding region: 1-1131 (376 amino acids)
Molecular function (GO): 2-alkenal reductase [NAD(P)H] activity
Source: RefSeq, a predicted model, not a curated record
AUGGACUUAGUUGGUAAUGUGAACUUAAAACUUGGUUCAUAUAAUUCGCGGAGGUUCAAAGCUGCUCCUCAUCUUUCCACUCAAGAACAACAAUUUAGCUCUCAAAUGGAACAAGUUCAGAACAAACAGAUCAUACUAAAGGAUUACGUUAAUGGCUUCCCAAAGGAAUCCGACAUGCUCAUUACUUCCUCCACCAUCCAUCUCAGCCUCCCAGAAGGUUCGAAUGCCGUCCUCCUGAAGAACCUUUAUCUGUCGUGUGAUCCGUACAUGCGUGGUAGAAUGAGCGAAUCUAAAGGAAGUUACGUUGAUUCCUUUACUCCUGGUUCGCCUAUAGAAGGACUUGGAGUAGCGAAAGUCGUGGAUUCGACGCAUUCGAACUUCAAGAAAGGUGACUUAGUUUGGGGAGGGACUAGAUGGGAGGAAUAUUGCAUUAUCAAUGAUCCUCAGAUUCUAUUCAAGAUUCAAGAUACUGAUGUGCCUUUAUCCUAUUAUACAGGAAUUCUUGGAAUGCCUGGCAUGACCGCAUAUGUUGGUUUCUAUGAGAUUUGUGCUCCAAAGAAAGGAGAGUAUGUCUUUGUUUCAGCAGCCGCGGGUGCAGUUGGUCAGCUCGUUGGCCAGUUUGCAAAGUUGUCAGGGUGUUAUGUCGUUGGGAGUGCCGGUACAAAAGAGAAGGUUGAUUUGUUGAAAAGUAAAUUUGGAUUUGAUGAGGCUUUUAACUACAAGGAAGAGCGAGAUCUAGAAGCAGCUCUAAAGAGGUAUUUUCCCGAUGGCAUUGAUAUUUACUUUGAGAACGUUGGAGGUAAGAUGUUGGAGGCAGUACUCCCGAACAUGAGAUUUAAUGGUCGGAUUUCAGCUUGUGGGAUGAUUUCACAAUACAACGAACAAGGGGACGGGGUACGCAACUUGGUUCAUAUAGUAACAAAAAGUUUGCGCAUGCAAGGGUUCAUUGUGAGUCAUUACUUCCCCAUGUAUCCAAAGUAUAUGGAAAUGAUUAUGCCUUUGAUCAAACAAGGGAAGAUUUGUUACAUUGAAGAUGUUGUUGAAGGGCUCGAGAGCGCCCCUGCUGCUUUGGUUGGGCUGUUUUCCGGCAGAAAUGUUGGGAAGCAGGUGGUUGUUGUGGCUAGGGAAUGAGUCGGUACCUAUAUCUUUUGGCUUUAUCUUUGGAUGCAUAUGUACUACAUGUGUAUAUAUGUAUAUAUACACAUGCCUACGUUUUAUGAAUUAACUUGCGUUGAAUGCUGUAUUUUUGUUUUCAUUUGGUCUAGAAUGAUGGGAUUGGAAGCAAUUAUUGUGUUGAAAAUUAUUAGGUUCAAUAAAAAGUACGGUUGAAAUA